AUGGCAGAGGGCGACAAAUGCGACAUCACCAUUUGCAGAGGGACUGCGGAUUCUGCAAAGACCUUCACGCUGAGCGUGGGCGGCGUGCUCAGAAUAGGCCGCGGAGUGGCGAAUGACGUCGUUCUGGACUUCGAUGGCGUUUCCGUUUACCAUGCGGAGAUACAUUGUCAGAAAAGUGCAACUGGGCAGCUGCUGUGUAUCCGGGAUGAGUCCCGAAAUGGUACAGCUGUUCGUGCUGGUCCCCAUGCAGAGACACCCAGCAACGCAUGGGAGCCGCUGAAGAAAGGAGCGUUGCGCAUCCUUCCCCACGGCUGGCAGAUCCUAAUGCCGCUAAACAGCCGGAAGAACACCAAGCAGCUUGUUAUUUCGGCGCGGCUGCUGAGCAUCUAUGUUGGCAGCCAAGUCCCUGUCGGCGGGACCGAGGAUAUGGCUUUCCCCCUGCACACGCACAAAGUCUUUUCGGCUGGAAGCGCAGUUCUUCAUCGAAAUGUAAAGCCGCUGCCCGCCGCAUCCGAGCCGGUAGAGGUUGUGGACGAGGAUGACAAGGCAGGGCGCAAAAAGAAGAAGGACAAGAAAGCUAAACGGCAGCCAGCUGAGGAGGAUUCCGAAGGCAAGAGGAAGAAGAAGAAGGACAAGAAGCGGAAGCCUGCAGAGACAGUGGAUGUGGAGGAGCCAGCAGAACUGGGAUAUGCGUGGAAGCGCCGCAAAGAGAAGCGGCGGCUCAAGCAGCCCGAUGAGGGGGAGGCCGCAGACGACGACGAUGAUCAGCAAGGUCCACCGCUGACUUCGGAAGCCCUGCUGCGCCUGCAGCAGGAGUUGGCCGAGAAAGAGCUCCUUGAGAAGGAGCUGGAAGCAGAGCUGGCUGAGGAGCCGCGCCGCCGCCGCGAGAUGCCGGCGGAGUCGGCACAGUACGACUCCACCCACCCUGCGACUGAGCUCCCCCCCGAGUCGACGCACCCCGCCACCGAAAUGCCGGUCGACGAGGAGGAUGACGUGGACAUCGCCGACGACGCAGAGACGCAGCGUGCCUUGCAGAAGGCCAUGGGAGGAUUCGAGGCAGAAGAGGAUGAUGUGGACAUCGCCGAUGACGCGACGACCCAGAGAGCCCUUCUGAAAGCUAUGGGUGGCAGCGAAGCGGAAUCCGAAGUUGAAGCCGCCUGGGACAAGGCCUUAGGCCCGGGAGCGGCCGAAGCCGCCCCGGCGACUGCCGACGCAGAGGUCCCGGGCGAGUCACAGGUGCAACCGGCGGCAGAGGCGACGGCCGAGCCGACGGCAGAAGUGGAGGCGGCGGCUCCAGAGAAGGUGGCCGAAGCUGUUGAGGCCGAGGCGGCUGCCGAAGAGAAGGAGGCGGCUCCUGCAGCGGAGCCGGUUCCGAUUCCGGAGCCAGCAGCAGUGGAGCCCGCGACAUCGGAAGCAGCAGCCGAGUCGGCUGCAGUGGCGGAGGUGGAGGCACCGGAUGCCGAAGCGGCGGCACCUGCGCCCGAGGCCGUGCAGAAGGAGGGCGCGGAAGAGUUUGCUCUACCGGACUUUGCCGAGGCAGCAGCAGAGGCCCUGGCAGCGCAGCCGGAGCCCACGGCAGCAAAGGGAGCAGAGACGACCGGCGAGCCCAAACAUGCUCCAAGCCCAGAGAUCGAAGAGGUGCCAGACGCUAAGCCGAAGGAGGCAGAGCUCGUUGAGCCCGCACCGGUGAUUCAGGAGGUGGAAGCCACCGAGGCCGCACCACCUCAGGAGGGCCCAGCCCUCGCAGAUCAGGAUCGCGUCAGCUCCGUCGGCUCACGAUGUUCCCCAUCGGGCUCCGAGGACGAGGCCGACAAGAUGAGUGUGGCCGGACGCAGCAUCGCCGGCCGCAGCAUUGCAGGACGAAGCAUUGCGGGUCGAAGCAUGGCGGGCCGGAGCGUUGCUGGUCGGAGUAUUGCAGGUGUCAGCAUUGCUGGCUAUGGCCUGCGUGGAAAAAGUGUGGCGGGCAAGAGCAUUGCGGCCAGUGUGGCUGGCGGCUCUGACAGGAGUUACCGCACAACGAUGACCACAAGAGAGAUGCUUGUGGGGGCCAGCCAGAUGCGAGAGAUCAUGAGGAGUGUAUCUCCGAUCUCCGAGCCCGGCGUCCAAGUAAAGCGCAAGAGGCGAAGGCGCCACAUGAUCGACUGGGCCAGUUCCUGCUCUGCAGACAGCGCAGAGGCAGAACGCCGGCGGAAGAGGAAGGAGAAGAAGGAGAAGAAAAAGGCGAAGCUGGAGAAGCGCGUCUCCCUGCAUCCUCGCCACUCGCCGUCGCACUAUGCUGCCCCGUCGCCAACCAUCGAGACCGCCACCGUGCGCCGCAGCCCCGUACCGUCCGUGGCUCCAUCGCACUGGACACAGAAGGAUCCGUCGUUGGCUCCUGACGAGAUGACAGAGCCCCCACCUGAGGUGGAGAAGAAGAAAAAGAAGCCCAAGGAGGGCAAGAAGAAGGGCAAGAAGAAGCCUGUAGCCAGGGACGGCUUGCGCACCAAUUCAGACUUCCCGUGGGAGGCACUCCGGGCGCUGGAUGUGUCGGGUGCUGGCCAGAUACCCUACACCCUCUUCAUCGCCGGGUGCGUGGACCUCGUUGACGACAAGCUGGAUCACAUGCUUUGGAAGGUAUUUGGCAUGGUCGACGAAGACUGCAGUGGAGAGAUGGAGACGGUUGUGCUCAAGUUCCUUUUCAACAUUGGCCAUGUUCAAGCGCCCGGCCGCAGAAUGCGGACGUUGUUGGCUGCUUCUCUCUUGUGGAUGGUCGCUGCGGAAGACGUGGAGCUCGCCCACCUGAAAGAAGAGUUCCAGGCAAUCAAAUCAGAGUUGCGGGAUCGGCUACAAGCCCUCGAUGCCGGCCGCAAAUUGCAGGCAGAGGAGGACAUGCCAUCCGCGGUGGUUGAGCGGCUGUCGUCGGAGUAUGAAGAGCUGCACAAGUUCGAUGAUAGCAUAUCGCGGGUCUUGGACAACCUAUGGUUGUUGAUCUGCGGCACACUCUUGAUGUACAUGCAUGUCGGCUUUGCUCUGGUAGAGACGGGCACUUGCCGAGCCGUCAGUGCUUCUGACACGCUGGUGAAAAAUGUUCUGGGCCUCUGUGCGAGCACAGUUGGGUGGUGGUCUCUGGGCAGUGGACUGGCCAGAGGUGAGCUGUUUGGAGGUUUCUUGGGCACCAGUGGCUUCUUCGGAUCCGACUUAGUCGUGCCGAGCCCUACCGGGCUCGCGGCUGUCUGGACCUGCAAAUCAGGGGGCUGCCCUACGACACUGUCCGUCUGGUUCUUCGAUUGGGCUUGUUGCAGCACGUGUUGCACCAUCGUCUCUGGUGCUGUGCUGGAGCGUGCCCGAAGUUCGACCUAUGCAGUCUUUGCCUUCCUCCUCUCUGGCGUAGUCUACCCCGUGGUGGUGGCCUGGACUUGGGGAGGGGGCUGGCUCUCUGACUUCCUGGAGGUAGGUUACACGGACUUUGCCGGGGGGUGUGUGGUCCACGUGCUUGGCGGAUCUGGUGCUCUCAUGGGGGCCGUCCUCAUGGGCUCCAGACACGACCGCUUUGAGCGACCGCAUGCCUUCGAUCCUCACAACCUUCCACUCUUGGUCCUCGGCACACUCUUCCUUUGGGUAGGCUGGCUCACCUUCAACAUGGGCUCAGUGGGCUCCAUGCACGAUGCCACUUCUGCGGCCUUGGCAGCCCAGAUAGCGGUGAACACCACCCUCGCUGGAUCCAGCGGUGGUCUGGUCGUGUUCCUGUUCCGCUUCAUCACGACAGGAAAGUAUGAUGUGGUGGGCUUGUGUAAUGGAAUAUUGGCUGGUGCAGUCUCCGUGACAGCUGGUUGCGGCAACGUGCACGCCUCCAGUGCUUUAGCCAUGGCUUCAAUCGGAGGUCUCGUCUACUGUGGCUUUUCGCGGCUCUUGCGGAAGAUGCGAAUCGACGAUCCUGUGGAUGCAAGUGCGGUCCAUGGUGCCUGCGGGGUCUGGGGCUCACUGGCAGCAGCACUUUUCGACUGGGGAGGCUUUGAGAACUACCAUGGUCGGAAUGGCUGGAGGUGUCUAUCAGCCGGUUCACGGGAUGACGGGGCCUGCCUGGAAGGAGCUUUUGCUAAGGCCAUGCUAGUACAGCUCCUCUUUCUCUCUUCUGUGAUAGCUUGGACCUCACUGUGGUCCUUCCUUUUUUUUAAACUCUUGAUCCACGUUGCUGGCUUCCGGAUUGAAGACAGCAUCGAGGAGGCUGGGUUGGAUUCGGCCGAGUUGGCCCAGAAGAAAGCUUACUCCCUACAGGAACGGGAGAGUCCCAACUCCUGGCGAGUCUUGUGGUCCUAG
Molecule: messenger RNA, 4296 nt
Organism: Symbiodinium sp. CCMP2592
Lineage: Eukaryota; Dinophyceae; Suessiales; Symbiodiniaceae
Source: the annotation of a GenBank genome assembly